This is a messenger RNA of Symbiodinium natans, 1986 nucleotides long. The record is from the annotation of a GenBank genome assembly. Lineage: Eukaryota; Dinophyceae; Suessiales; Symbiodiniaceae.
AUGCUGAUGCGCCCCACGGGCCAACAACUGCGUGGUGCGACUACAGUCCAAGAAGCAGGCUUGCACGCUGGAGACGUCUUGGUGCUGCACAGGUCAGCGGCACACCUGGGAUUCCAAUUCAAGCGGUGGUUGUUUAACUUCGAGGCAAGUGCUGGCUUUCAGAAGCAGGCGCUGUGCAGCCAGGAUGCCUUUCCGCAGCUUCAGGCGCUGGCUGCGCUGUUUCUCCUGCUUGGCGGUCUCCGGGGCCUCUCCCUCGCCGGUGUGUCGCCGACCCGGGCAGCCCCCGAGACGAAGCCAGGCCUGCCGGCGAGGCCCCCACGCGCGGCCGAGCGGCAAGCAGGCCCCAGCAAAGAGAAGGAGCCUCUUCCCGAUCCGUUCUUUCCCGCGACGGUUCUGGAGUCCCAGAAGUACUCCCCCCACUUCCUGGUCAAGCAGCGGCGGUGGUGCCUCGCAGCCUCAGAAAAUGCGGACGCCCUUCUGCAGCUCGUGGCGCGCCAGGCGCCAGAGAAUCAGAGAGGGAAGCCCAAGGCGGACGCAAAGAGGAGGGAGAAGGCGCCCCAGCGCGAGCCCGUCCCCUUCGACCCAGUGCCGAAGGAGGCGCCUCCCAGGACGGCGGCGGCCGAGCCGUCCCAGCACCGGCGGCACAGUGAUGCCUCGGAGGCCACCCAGACUUCGCAGGCGUCACAAGGCGCGCCAGCUGGCGGCGAAGAGGCGGGUGCCUGCAACGAGGAGCCCCCCAAGGAUGCCAAGGAGGACCCGAAGAGUCCGGAAAAGGAUGGUCUGUCAUCGCUCCUCGAGAGUGCGAAGCGCAUGGUUACCACCGACGAGGUUGCGCCAGGCCCUCCCGGGACCGGCCCCGAUGCCGAGGACGACGUGUGGGAGGUUGAGGGCUUCCUGGGCCUGCUUUUUUGCAGUUCCGCCGCUUUGAACAAGAGUUCCCGGCGUGGGUCUCGCGCGAUGGCCAUGGCCCGGCUGCGCGCGCUGCUGCCCUUGCUUCCAGCCGUUUGGGCUGGGCCGAGUUUCUUGGCUGUGGGCGACUGGGGCGGUCACAGUGACCAUCAUCCCACAACCCAUGGACAGGUCGAAGCCGCCGCUGGCAUGGCCAAGGUCGCCAAGGACAAGGGUGCCGAAAUGGUUCUCCUGCUUGGCGACAACUUCUACGACCACGGCGUGCAGAGCACAAACUCACCGCGGUUUAGCGAAACCUUCGAGGAGGUUUACUGCAAGGGAGACCUGCCGGACCUCCCCUUCUGGGUGGUGGCAGGCAACCACGACCACCGUGGCAACGUGUCGGCGCAGCUCGCGUACUCACGGGACUCCAGGCAGUGGAACUUUCCCUCCCUGUACUACAACCUCACCUACGACUGGAAGGCCAGCACGGGCGCCCCACGGACCCUGGAGCUGCUGAUGCUGGACACGAUACUCCUGGCAGGUCCCAGCGAUGACAGCUGCCUGGGCUGUGAAUUGCCCGGGCCUCACAGCACAGUGCAUGCGGAGGCUGAGUGGCAAUGGCUCGCAGAGAAGCUGAAUUCCAGCACGGCCGACUUCCUCUGGGUGGCCGGGCACUAUCCCAUCUACAGCGCAGGCUCGGACGGCACAACUCGUGUGUUGGUGCAGAAACUGCUCCCCCUGCUCCGGGCGCACGGUGCGCACUACUUGAGUGGCCACGACCACAUGCUGGAGCACAUCGUGGUGGAUGGGGUGGAGAUGUUCCUCUCCGGCAUGGGCAAAGAGUGCUGCUAUGGCACAGAGAUGAUUCACACUGUCCCGGAAGGCGCCAUCCGCUACCUGCUCUCAGGGGACCACGGGCGAGGACCCGGCAUCGGCCCAAAGCCGCAAGGUUCCGUGCAUGGCGGCUUUGCGUCCCUGCAAUUCGGGGAUGACGACGUGGAGGUGACGUAUCACGACCAGAACGGCGACAAACUCUACGGAGUCCGUGUCGCUGCUCGUUCGGGCGCGAGGGCGCCCGAGGAGAUCGUGGUGUAG